Messenger RNA from Asparagus officinalis (garden asparagus), 796 nucleotides. RefSeq names its product transmembrane protein 230-like. The transcript has 3 exons. The record is from RefSeq and is a predicted model, not a curated record. NCBI's taxonomy places the organism in Eukaryota, Viridiplantae, Streptophyta, Magnoliopsida, Asparagales, Asparagaceae. Bases 146 to 460 code for a protein of 104 amino acids. Gene Ontology annotation, cellular component: endomembrane system.
UGUUUCGUUCUCUCUCUCUCUUUUUCAUAAAAAAUCGUUAAUUAAGCACGAGUAAAGGACCUCUCUCUUUCUCUCGAGCCACCGCCUCCUUCAUCAAGCCUCUCUCUGGAUCUUGGGACUUGGAUCCCUAGGGUUUUCGCUUCCAAUGGCGUACGUGGAUCACGCGUUCUCGAUCACCGACGAGGACGUGAUGAUGAUAGACCCCCCUCACGUGCUCCAGAGCAAGCCUCCGAUCAAAGAGAUCGCCCUCGCUGUCGCCCUUCUUGUAUUCGGAUCCCUUGCGAUCGUCGUUGGCAGCAUCAUGGCCGUUAAUCAAAUCGGCGGAGAUAGCGCUCACGGUAUUUUCUUUGCGGUGUUGGGAUCACUACUGUUUUUGCCAGGAUUCUACUACACGAGGAUUGCAUACUAUGCAUACAAAGGCUACAAGGGUUUCUCUUUCGCCAACAUUCCGCCGGUCUGAAGCAGCAACAUCUCUUCUAGAUCUACAGACGGACAAGACUGUUGGGGCGGACCGAAGGAAACACAAACAGUUUUUUCUGGAAUAUCUUCACCUUCCGGAGUCCAUACAUUCACGUUGUCUUGUUGCUUCUGUAAGUCCAAAAUCCUCUACAUUAAUUUUCGCAGAUUUGUACAUAGACGACUUAGUUAUGUGUCUCAUAAAAGGCUAGAAAGUCUUAUCUAAUACGGAGUACUUGGUCAUGUAUCUUUUCGUUCCCAUAUUGAGUCAUGUACUGGUUGUAAAUUGGCUAAAUUCACUAUUCUAUCAUUUUUAACUAGUACAUCUGUUUCCACCUUA